UAUUAUCUAAUUACUUUUAGAAAAUUAUAAGUAUAUUCAAAAAAUUUAACAUGGUUAUGCUUUAACUCAUUUAAAAAAGGCAUAUUUUAGAAAGUACAAGUUAGACAUUCGCAUAAUGUUAGAUAUUUCAAUUAUUGAAGGCAUACAUCUAUAUUAUAUGACUUAGAAUGUUAGUGUGACAUCAAAAUUGCUCAUAUGAAGUUAGACAUUGAACGUUUUGCUCUGAACAAUGUAUAUAUACAUAUGUUCAUGAAAAAUGGGCGCUCAGAUAUGAAGAGCUUAUCGUGCAUCGUAAAUGUUCCAUACAUCAGCCUAGAUUUAUUAGCAAUGAUUUUUAUCCAUGGAAAGCACAUUAUUAUACGAGCGUGUCAAAACGAAAGAAUUACACAUUCUUUCUUAUUGCCAUUGUAAUUUCAUUGUGCAAUGCGUGAAUAACAAAACAUAUAUAAAAUAUACAUUAUAUUAACUUUAUCAUUAAUUUAUAAUGGAGCAAUUUUUAAAUGUGUUGAUCAUCAAUUAUAUUUUUUAGCAUAAAAGUUAGAAAGUAAUAUACAUACAAUAUGAAUUUACGAGAACCAAAAAAGAAACAAAAGGCAAGAGUACAAAAUAAAUCUCCCCUACCAAUUGCAUUAAAUGAAGCAGAAUGGGUUGUUUAUACAGCUUACCUUACAGACAUUGGAUCUUGUAUUACUGAUUCAGAUGAAAUUACAGCAGUACAUUCCAUGGGAUUUUUUGGUAAGGGUUCUCUAUCACGAAGCUAUCCAUCAUUUGGAAAAGCUCGAUAUGGAGCACCACCUCUUAUUAGAAAUAGGCAAUGGGUUCGUCGACAAGAGUGGUUACAAGAAGUUAAAUUACUUGACAAUGAAUUCUAUAGAGAUAAUAGUCAUAAUGAAAACUCUAUAAAAUCUAUGACAAAUGAUAAUUGUGUUGAUGAUAUAUCAAGUCAAUCUACAGAUACAAAGAAAAGAGAAGAACCAUCCAAUAAUGAAAAAAAACAUGAAGAACCAGAUAUCAUGGAAAUUGAUAUGAGUAUACCUAAUAUGCCAAAAAAUAAAGACAACAAACAAAUAAUCAAUGAUAAUGAGUUCUGUGAAAUAGUUCCUUGUUCUUCUGAAGAAGAUGUAUGUGUAAUUAUUAAUAAACAAUCUAAAAAAGACAUUAACAAAUCGGUUGUUAAAGAAAGUAAUGAAAAAGAUUUAGAAGAUCAACAUAUAGAUUUGAAUAAUCCAGGCAAUCAUAAUUCAGUAAUAGCAAGUAUGCAUAUUGAAAGAGGGAAAAAUGAUAUACAAGGAAAGUUAUUAAUUCUGCCAGACAGUGAUUCCGAAACAGAAAAUUAUCUAGAAAAUAUUAAACCAAGAAUUGAAUCUGAAAGCUUUCCAGUCAGGGAAUCUCUACAUAUGACUUUUGAAGAAACCUUUUUCCUUAUGUUUGGUUUAGGUUGUCUGCGACUAAUUCAUUUUGAUAGUACUUUAAUGGAUAUUAAUAGUGCUUGGUUAUAUUUUUGCAAGGAAGAUAAAAAUUUUAUACAAAAAUAUGUUGUAUACCAUUAUUUUCGAAGUAAGGGUUGGGUAGUUAAACCAGGCCUUAAAUAUGGAGGAGACUUUUUAUUGUACAAACAAGGACCACCAUUUUAUCAUGCCUCUUAUAUAGUAAUAAUAGAUGUUGUGGAUGCAGAUUUAUUGACUAUAAUUCCCAGUAAAUGUUUUCGAAAGAUGACCUGGAGUAACUUAUUUGGAUUAGAUCGCUUAGCUGAAAGUGCUGCUAAGGAAAUAUUAUUUGCACAAGUUUUGUGGCCUUCAUCAAUAUCUUUGAAUUCUGGCCCUCCCAGUCCACAUAUGCUAUCUGAAUUCACAGUGAGAGAAUUAUUAUGGAGGCGAUGGAACCCAAAACAAAAUCAAGAUGUAAUAAUUGUAGAAGAAGAAGAAGAUGAUGAAGAUUCGUGUUAAAAGCAGUCAAUAUAUAAUUUAUUUAAAAAUAUCUGAUUACAAAAAUAAAAAUCUGUAUUUCUAUCAUUUGUUUUUUAUAAAUUAAAUUUUACUUUAUAGAGCUUAUAAUAAAUGUAAUUUGAAUAUGUUUAUACUUAUGAAUAAACUCGUUUAAUACUCUUUA
This is a messenger RNA of Vespa velutina, 2109 nucleotides long. RefSeq names its product tRNA-splicing endonuclease subunit Sen2 (gene Tsen2). The transcript has 5 exons. The coding region runs from base 561 to 1946 and encodes 461 amino acids. Gene Ontology annotation, cellular component: tRNA-intron endonuclease complex. Lineage: Eukaryota; Metazoa; Arthropoda; Insecta; Hymenoptera; Vespidae. Gene Ontology annotation, biological process: tRNA splicing, via endonucleolytic cleavage and ligation; tRNA-type intron splice site recognition and cleavage. Gene Ontology annotation, molecular function: nucleic acid binding; tRNA-intron lyase activity. The record is from RefSeq and is a predicted model, not a curated record.